Molecule: messenger RNA, 1863 nt
Organism: Brassicogethes aeneus
Lineage: Eukaryota; Metazoa; Arthropoda; Insecta; Coleoptera; Nitidulidae
Source: the annotation of a GenBank genome assembly
GCACGCUUCUUUCAAAGCCACGCUGCCAAACUCACUUUUAACGUGCCGAAAAUUAAAAAUCCUGUGCAAAAUUUAAUGUAAUUUUGACGUCUGUCAUAUUACUGUGAAAGUGCAAGGCAUUUCCUCGCGUUUUAUAUCGAAAAAAUACAGUAAAAUCACUUAAAACAUAGUUCGGUAAAAGCCGGCAUCUGCGACUUGACAACGCAGUAGAAGAAUUCUUGAGCACGUUGUUCUGAAGAAGUUAAUUUCAAAUCACGGCAAAUCUAAUAGAAAAGUACGUUGUAAAAAUGAUCGACUUUUUAAAUUCGUUUAAAUCUCUAGUGAAAGUAGAGAAAAUAUACACGGAUAACAAUGUGUUUAAAUUGCACUACAAAGUCACGGUUAUCAUGUUAAUAGUUUUUUCCAUACUGUUAACCAGCAAACAGUACUUCGGGGACCCCAUUGAAUGCGAUGUGGAGAACAAAAGGGAGCUGUACAACACUUUCUGCUGGAUUUAUGGCUCCUACACCCUGCCAGUCAGAGACGGUGAAAAAGUGCUGAGAGGUCUUGGUUUGGACGUAAACACUUACUUUGACCAAAGAAACGAAAACCACAUAAGCACAAGGACGUACCACAGGUACUACCAAUGGGUGUGCAUUAUUUUUUGCUUUCAAGCGUUGGUUUUCUACAUGCCCAGGUAUUUGUGGAAGAUAUGGGAGGGUGGUCGACUGAGGCAUCUCAUUAAAGAUUUAACUGGGCCUGUUAUUACGCCAUUGUGGACCAAUAUGGCUAAAGAUAAGUUGGUUACUUAUUUGAUUGGUGGAAAAUAUGCACAUAAUGCAUAUGCUUUAAGAUAUUGUGUCUGUGAGUUGCUCAACUUUCUUAAUGUGCUUGGCCAGAUAUAUUUUCUGAAUUGGUUUUUGAUGGGCCAAUUCUUCAUGUACGGAAUAAACGUCCUGCAGAACAAACAAAACAACAUGUCCGUGAUUUUUCCGACGCUGGCAAAAUGCACGUACUACAAAUACGGCCCUUCGGGCAGCAUGCAGAACCACGACGCCCUAUGCGUGCUCCCCCUGAACAUCCUAAACGAGAAGCUGUUCCUCAUUUUGUGGUUCUGGCUGUACAUCCUGCUGGCAAUAAGCGCUGUUGCCGUGCUUUACAGACUGCUGUUCAUGAUCGUGCCCGCCGUCAGGGUCUACAUGCACAUGGGGCAGGUCAGGAGCAUCGGCAAAAAAAAGGCGACCAUGAUCGUCAAGUCGCUCUCCUUCGGGGAUUUCUUCGUCAUGUACAACAUCGGCAAGAACGUCAAUCCCAUGGUCUACAAGGAGCUGGUCAACGGAGUCUACGAUCAAGUAAGAACCAAGGAGACUUUCUCCCUAUCCAAUACGGUUUGCAUAGAGGAAGUAAAGUAAAAAAAAAAAAUAAAAAAAAAUCCCGAGGACCUCACGUUUUUUCUGCAAUAUUAUUUAUUAAUGUCCGUUUUUUUUCCAGAUAAGAAUUAAAUGUUGAUUGUGAAAUUCUUUGAAACAAAGAAAAUCUCUUAGUUUUAGUUUUUUAAACGCGUCCAAUCGAUAGAGUUCAGUAGUUUGUGCGCAAAUGUCAAAAUUUGACGUUUCGACUGUCAAAAUUUGACGUUUAAUCUGUCAAUAAUAAAUUUUGACGUUCAAAGGUGUUUGGAUUAUUUUUAAGGUGUAUUUAAAUUGAGCUCUAAUUUUUUCGUUGUUUACAAUGGACGCGUUUUUCGAGUUUUAUUUAUUUUGUUAAAUUAGGUAUAAAGAAGUUUUGUUAAACCAUUCUAACUAUGGUUGCUUAUUAUGUUAAUAUUUUUUUCGAUGUUUUUUGUGAAUAAAACAAUUAUAUAUAGCUUUAAAAUGUUUAAUAAAC